AUGGGCGUUGCUGAGCGGGUUACAGACCAUGUGUCACUGUCGAACCCUCCUGGCUACGGCAAAACGCUAGGAUGGGGGUCACGACCGGCUCUACUUUUGAUCGAUGUUUGCGCGGCAUAUUGGAAAACGGGAUCACCUUUGGAUCUCUCACACAAUCCUGAAGGGGCUGCAAGCCCAGAUUCCAUGAGACGACUGGUGGCUGCCGCUCGAAAAGGAGGGGUUCCCGUCGUCUGGGCUCAAGUGCGGUAUAACCAUCCAACAAUGAGAGAUGGAGGAGUCCAGGCCAAGAAGACAAAAACGAUCCUGGCAUGGCAAGACGGCGACACGCGAUCCUUAGACGCCUUGCUCCCCGGACUAGAGCCAGGGCCUGAAGAUACAGUGGUCCUCAAGCGAAACCCAUCAGCAUUCUUUGGAACCACCCUUGCGACAGAACUCCGGCUUCUCGACGUGGAUACCUUGGUCAUCGGCGGUGUCAGUACCAGUGGAUGUGUUCGUGCGUCUGCUAUGGAUGCCAUGUGCCAUGGCUUUCGACCAAUGGUGGUUGGAUCUGCCUGUGGAGACCGAUCUCCUCUUAUCCAGCAACAUAACCUGUUGGACAUACAAUCAUAUAUGGGUGACAUUGUGGACGAGGCAGAAGCCGUGAAGAGGCUGUCAUUGGGGUGGUAG
Exophiala spinifera is the source of this 666-nucleotide messenger RNA. RefSeq lists its product as uncharacterized. The record is from RefSeq and is a predicted model, not a curated record. The coding region runs from base 1 to 666 and encodes 221 amino acids. Lineage: Eukaryota; Fungi; Ascomycota; Eurotiomycetes; Chaetothyriales; Herpotrichiellaceae. The transcript is spliced from 2 exons.